CCCCAUCAUUCUGCGACAACCUCCGAUGGGGAGGCCAUUGCACAUAGUCGAUUCUCGGGGCAGUUAUGCAAAUUAGCCGUUUAUUUUGGGACCAACGAGCCAUGGAGUAUAUAAUUACCAGGGCUUUCUGCGUUCGCCGCAGUUGCAGACAAGGCAUUUGUUUCUCGUUUUUGUCCACUCCGUUCUCUCAUUUGAAAUACUUUCCAUUCUUUUUUUGCUAAGGCUGCUGGUUCAGUCAAUUUGGUCUGCAUCACAAGUCUGCCGAUCGUUCCGUUCUUUCUCUUCCUUUCUUUUUACCCCCUAGUCUCUUGACGACCGUGUGCCACUAUGGCGUUCUUGCUGGCUCUUGUCGCUGGAACUUCCUUGUUCGGUGCCUCAGUGCAGGCUGCUCAAGGAGUCAGUGGUGCGCCUUUCGGCUUUGCCAACCAAGCAACCGGCGGUGGCGAUGCUGUGCCCGCGGCACCGAGCGAUAUCGCUGAGUUGAAGGAGUGGCUGUCCGAUAGCACUCCGCGUGUGAUCCUUAUCGACAAGGAGUUCGAUUUUAUUGGCAGCGAAGAUACCUGCACAGACUGCGAAUGCUGCAUUCCCGAGUCCAACACUUGCGGCGAUAAAGGUCAGAAUGCCAUCAAGACCGAGGGAUCCGACUGGUGCGGUAGCUAUCCGAGCAUCAAGUGCACGUAUGAUAACGCCGGCCUCGCGGGCAUGGAGGUUGCCUCGGACAAGUCUAUUGUGGGUGUGGGCAGCGAGGGUGUGCUUAAGGGCAAGGGUCUGCGUCUGGUCAAUGGUGCCGAAAACGUCAUCAUCCAGAACAUCCACAUCACGAACCUGAACCCUCAGUAUAUCUGGGGCGGCGAUGCCAUCUCGUUGGAUGGCACUGACAACAUCUGGAUCGAUCACGUCAAGGUGUCCCUGGUUGGUCGCCAGAUGUUCGUGUCUGGUUUCAAGUCCAGCGGCAGCGUGACUAUCUCUAACAGCGAAUUCGACGGCCAAACCGAGUGGUCAUCUUCGUGCGAUGGCAACCAUUACUGGACAGUGCUUGGUCUUGGAAAAGGAGACAAGGUCACCUUUGCCAACAACUUCAUCCACCACACCUCCGGCCGUUCCCCCAAGCUCGAGUACGACAGCCACUGGCACGCUUACAACAACUACUGGUCCAGCAACACUGGCCACGCUUUCGACGUCGGCGAGGGUGCCAAUGUUCUCAUUGAGGGCAACGUCUUCGAACAGGUCGACACUCCCUUCCAGGAUGAGAGCAAGCCGGGCGCCAGCUUUGCUGUCGGUUCGAGCGAACAGUCAUCUGCCUGCGAGUCUGCUCUAGGCCGGGCUUGUGUUGCCAACGUCCUCACUCAGUCAGGUGAAUUGUCUGCCAGUGAUGACUCUGUUCUCUCCAACUGGCCAUCCGGCGAGGGUGAGAUCACUGUUGCCGAUGUCAGCGAGGUGAAGUCGCUGGUCAAAGCCAAUGCUGGCGUUGGAAAGCUGGCAUCGUCGGCCAACCUUGCCAAGCGCGUUCUCCCCCCGGGCGGUCCGAACUUUCUUCCUCCCUCGGAGGGUGGCCUAGGAGCUGACGGAUUCCCCGUUCCGCCAACCUCAACUUGGACGACCGUCACCAGAACCCCCACUCCCACGCCUACUAGAACUCCUACUCCCACCCGCACCCCGACCCCCACCAGCACGCCCACCCCCUCUGGCAAGCCCACCUCAGGAGCGUUGCCCGGUUUCAGCUGGGUUGGUUGGUAAAGGGAGUUGGAAUAUAGUAGAUCAGUUCUCUCUUUCCCACUGGGAAUCAUAUCCGAUGUAUGAAUAAUCAACCUUCCAGCGGCAAAUUCCUUGAGUGUUGAUACUUCCAUU
Messenger RNA from Aspergillus candidus, 1848 nucleotides. RefSeq names its product polysaccharide lyase family 1 protein. Bases 328 to 1737 code for a protein of 469 amino acids. The transcript has 3 exons. NCBI's taxonomy places the organism in Eukaryota, Fungi, Ascomycota, Eurotiomycetes, Eurotiales, Aspergillaceae. The record is from RefSeq and is a predicted model, not a curated record. Gene Ontology annotation, molecular function: pectate lyase activity.